Messenger RNA from Caenorhabditis angaria, 5531 nucleotides. The record is from the annotation of a GenBank genome assembly. NCBI's taxonomy places the organism in Eukaryota, Metazoa, Nematoda, Chromadorea, Rhabditida, Rhabditidae.
AUGGAACCUGAUUCGAAGAAGCGGAAAUUAGAAGAAGAUUUUGAGAAAAUUCGAGAAAAUGUGCAGAUUGUGAAUGUGAAUGUGACACCAACGUGAGUAUUUUUUGAAUUUUAGGAUUUUCUCCCAAAUUUUCUUUUUUUUGCAGGACAAGUUCAAGUAGUUUGGAAGAAUUUUCGGAGCCUUCGACAAGUUCCGGAGGUCCCAGGAAAAAUGAGGAACAGCUAAAAAUUGAUGAAAAUUUGCAGGUUGGGAACUUUUUCACUGUUGGGGAUUUUUGAUUUCUGAUAGAAAAAACAGUUUUUUUUCAUUAAAAAUUUACUGUUUCAAAAUUUUAAUAUAUUUUUUUGAUGUUUUGAGAAUUUUGAUCCACAAAGCACCAUUACGGCUCAACUUUCAGAACGCGAAAAAUUGAUUUUCCUAGAAAAUCUGAAAAUUUUUGAAUUUUUUCGGGAUUUUUAAUGAGAUCUUUAUGGUUUUCACUGAAAAUCCUACAAACAGAAAAAAAAUAAGAUUUUUCAUUCAAAAAAAUUCACUGUUUCAAAAUUUUUCUAUAGUUUUUUUUUGAAAAAUUUGAGAAUUUUUAUGCGCAUAACACCAACAUCGCAAUUUGAAAAACUCAAAAAUCUGAAACUUCUCAACUUUCGGAACGCGAAAAAUUGAUUUCCCUGGAAAAUCUGAAAAUUUUCUUAAUUUUUGAAUUUUUUCGCAAUUUUUAUUAAGAUCUUUCUGGUUUUCACUGAAAAUACCUACAAAAAAAAUAUAAUAUUUUUCAUCCAAAAAAAUUCACUGUUUCAAAAUUUUCUCAUUUUUUCGGGGGAUUUUUGAAUUCAGCUAGAAAAGAAUUUUUUCAUACAAAAAAAAUGUACUGUUUCAAAAUUUUAAUAUAGUUUUUUGAUGUUUUGAGAAUUUUGAUCAACCGAUCAUCGGAAUUUGAAAAGCUCAAAAAUCUGAAACUUCUUAACUUUCAGAACUCAAAAAUUGAUUUUCCAAGAAAACCUGAAAAAUUUCACUGUUUCCCAAAUUUUCUUAAUUUUUGAAUUUUUUCGGGUUUUUUAAUGAGAUCUUUCUGGUUUUCACUGAAAAUCCUACAAACAGAAAAAAAAAUAAUAUUUUUCAUUUAAAAAAAAUCACUGUUUCAAAAUUUUCUCAUUUUUUCGGGGGAUUUUUGAUUUCUGCUAAAAAAUGAGCAGUUUUUUCGUCCAAAAAAAUUCACUGUUUCAAAAUUUUAAUACAGUUUUUUGAUGUUUUGAGAAUUUUGAUCCGCAAAACAGACACGAAAUUUUGAAAACUUGAAUAUUAGAAACUUCUCAACUUUCAGAGCUCAACAAAUUGAUUUUCCUAGAAAAUCUGAAAAAUUUCACUGGUUCCGAAAUUUUUUUAAUUUUUGAAUUUUUUCGGGAUUUUUAAUGAUAUCUUCAUGGUUUUCAUUGAAAAUACCUACAAAAAGAAAAAAUAAUAAUAUUUUUCAUACAAAAAAAAUUCACUGUUUCAAAAUUUUAAUAUAGUUUUUCGAUUUUUUGGGAAUUUUGAUCAGCACGUAUCUAAAACUUCUCAACUUUCAGAACUAAAAAAUUGAUUUUCCCAGAAAACCUGAAAAUUUUCACUGUUUCGAAAUUUUGACAAAUCAGCCUCUAAUUUCAAGCUAAUCCCCAAGCGAAAAAAAAUUAUGAAAAAAAUAACAAAAAAAAUUUUUUUUGACCUACCCGCGAGAAUUGAAAGACUCGAAAGUAGCAAAUUAUUGAUAAAAAAAAUAAAUCAUUCGGUUUUUUUAAUUUCUUUUUUUUUUAUUGUGAACACACCUGAACUAAGACAAUUUCUCAACUCGAAAAAAAUCAAUUUUAUUUCCAGAAACUUCUUCUAUCCUCUCCAGCUCAUCUAUUUUCAACCGGUUUACAAAAUCAACAAUCAGCUGCUUGUUGGGAACAAUGGUUGUGUCUUUUGGCGACGAAUUUGACACCAGAACAAUGGCAGGUAAAUAUUUUGGGGAGAGGAAUUUUGAAGUGUUAAGCACAAAAUUAAUGAUGAAAUUUUGAAACAGUGAAUUUUUCCUACAAUUCGGGCUGCUAGUUACCACGGAAAAAAGUCCUCACAAAAUCUAAUUGGGAAUUUUUGAAACAGUAGAUUUUCUCAGGUGAAAAUUUUCAGUUUUUUCCUUACCAGGAAUCUAUAAGUCAUCAAAUUCAAAACUUCCAGUAAAAAUUAUACAGAAAUGUUGAAACAGUUAAAUUUUCUGGAGAAAAAUUUUGUUUUUAUCAAAUUAUUGAUGAAAUAAUUUGUGGAUCAAGUAUGAAUUUUCAAAUAGAAAAUAUACAGAAUUCUUGAAACAGUGAAUUUUCAGGGAAAUAAAUUAUUUCAAAAUAUGAAUAACACCAUAAAUCACCUUAACAAAUUCAAUUUUUACAUUAGAAUUUUUGUUAAAAUUUUGAAACAGUAAACUUUUGGAUUCUUAUAUAUUCUUCUUCAUCAAACAACUUAUCUUUCAACAAAAUUAUUAGAAAAAUCUGAAACAGUCGAUUUUUUCUAAAUCGAUAUAAUUUUUCCAACAAAAUUUCCCUUAAAAAUUUUGAAACAGCAGAUUUUUGUUUGAAAUUAGUUUUUGUCAUCAAAUUCAAAGCCCCACUAAAAAUUAUACAAAAAUCUUGAAACAGUGAAUUUCUUUGUUGGCAAGUUUUUGGAGAAAACAUUUUUCACUUUUUUUUUGCAAAUCAAAUCAAAAAUAUGUGCUAAACGUGUACUAAUUUUGAAAUUUAAAAAAGCAAAAAAAAACGUGUCCUAAAUGACGUGUUCAAAAAUUUAGAGCCAACAUGUGUCUUUGUGCUCAUUUAUUUUUCUAAUUCAGGUGGAAAACCGUGAUUUUCUGAUCUAUUUUUUCUAUCUAAUGUAUAUUUUUAUCCAAAAAACCAGGUAAUUUUGGGAAAUGAACACAAUUUUUAUCCAUUAUCACAGGCUUUUGGGUAAUUUCUUUUGUCUAUCAAAAACAGUUAUUGGGGGCUUCAAAUACAUGUGUGUCUUGAAACAGUGAAUUUUUGAAGUAAACUAAUCAUUGUCCGUUUGGAAAUGAGAUUCACCCCGCGAAAAAAUAAAUUUGAAUUUGCUGCACGAGGCGCAGACAGCGAGAGAGUGCGCUGGCAAACAGCCAACGGGGGUUUUGUAUGGGAAAGCGACCGCAACGCACACGCAUUGCGGGGGUAGGGGGAAAUUAGAGAUUUUCUCAAAUUCAAAUUUAUUUUUUCGCGGGGUGAAUCUCAUUUCCAAACGGACAAUAUUUUUGGAUUUGAGAAAGUCCGUUAUGUCAAACAUGUGAUCAAGUAUGAAUUUUCAAAUAGAAAAUAUACAAAUAUUUUGAAACAGUGAAUUUUCAGAAAACAAAUUAUUUAAAAAAAUGAAUAACCCUUUUUUAAAAAUUUUGAAACAGUAGAUUAUUGGAUUAUUCUAUAUCAAAUAAAUUAAUUUCUCCUUUUUUUAAAAUUUUUCUAUAACAAUUUUGAAACAGUGAAUUUUUUUUGUUUUUCAAUGUUUUCGGAAUUUUAGUUCAAACAUAAUGAAGUCCCACCAAAAAAUUAUUCCCACCAAAAAAUAUACAAAUAUUUUGAAACAGUAAAUUUUUUGCAGACCUAUUGGCUGUCGCAAUGCUCAUUAUUUGGCGAACAAUCAGUUCCAGUUCAUCUUCUAUCAUUUUUCGCUGCAAAUUCCACUCAAACCUCAAAUUCCACGCAAAUUUCACCGAUUCCAAAUCCAGAAAGGCACGAAAAUUACGGUCAGUUUUUUUGGAUGAUUUUCGGGGGGAAAAUUUGUUAUUCAAAAAUUUUUUUUUUUUCAUACAAAGCCUAUAAUUAGGCGGCUUUCUCGAAUUUUUCAGCUCUCUAAGAAAAUUUUAUUAUUUUUUGUGCUUUUCUGCUGGGCUCCAUGGAGAUUUAUUUGAUUUGGGCGAUUUUUUUCAAAUUAAAUUUCUAAGGUCUACCCUUUUUACUCACUCACAGCAAAAAAAUCAAAAAAAAAAUCUCAUUUUUUUUGCUGAGCCUCUGGCAUUUGUUGUCUUUAUAUUCGAGCAGCUGGCUGAAUUUUUUGGGUUGAGACUGGAAGAAGGCGAGAGAGUGUGUGGAAUUGAGAGAGUGAACAGACGGGAAAACAACCCGGGCAAUGAGGAAAAGAAAGGGUUUUUUUGCCUUUGCUUCGCAUUUUUUCUCGUCACUGGGAAAACAGAUAGGAUUUAUAUUUAUGUAGUUUUUAUUUUCUAUUUUUUUGAGAUUUUUAUUUUUAGUUGUUGAAAAAUUUUUGGAGUUAUUUUAAGAUGAGGUCGACGAAAAAAACGGAAAUUUUCAACCAAAAUUUUAUCAAAUAUUUUUUGAAACAGUGAAUUUUUGAAAAAACAAUUUUUAAAUUGGAAAUUUUUUAUUUGAAAAUUUAUUCCGAUACAGUUAAUUUUUCAGAUAUUAAGAAAAUGACCGAACAAUUUAUUAAAUUAACAAUUUUACUUGAGAAUUUUUUGAAACAGUGAAUAAUUUUUUAAAAACAUAAUUUCUGAAAAUCAAUUUUUUUGAAUUCUAUUCAUCUUUGAUUAUUGAGUUCACUAAAUCAAAAAUUCUAUGUAGUUAAACUUCUUGAUUUUUUGAAACAGUAAAUUUUUGCAAACCAGUUUUUCAAAUUUAACGAAAAUUGAUUAUUUUAAAUUUUAUUUCGAGAAAAUUUUGAAACAGUAUAUUUUUGCAUUCUUACUACACCCUAAUGAGAGAUGAACAUCAGCAAUCUUUCGAAUUCAAUUUUGUUCAAUAAUUUUUUGAAACAGUGAAUUUUCUCCCUCAAAAAAUCAAUUGGAAGAAAAUAGAUGAAAAAUAUUUUUUUUUCUCGAAAAAAAGUGUCUCAAUAUUUUUCUUCUUCUUCUAUUUUUCAUCGGAAAAAAAAAUGAUGACAUGCUUAUCAAAAAAUGUUCUGAACACAACACAUUUUUUUCUGCUGUUUCAACAUUGUUUCUAUUUUUGAAGAAGAAGAAGAACAAAAUGUGAACAGAUUGUUCUCGACACUUUUUUUUGAUUUUUUGGAUUUUUGAGAAAAAUUUUGAAUUUUCAAAAUGCCACGUGGUUUUUGACGUCAAAUCUACAGUAACCCUCUAAAUUUUCUGUCCAAAAUCUAACCCCAAAUCUACAGUAACCCUGGAAAUUUUGAAAGCCAAUUGAGUCAAAUACAGUCUACAGUAACCAUAUGAAUUUUGAAUUACAAAAUGUUCUGUUCAAAUUUUGAUUUCCUAAAACCACAGCUUCAUUUUUUGCCACAAUUUUUCUACAGUAACCCCAAAUCACCGUAUCCUUAUCCUAAUUUUCAUUUCUAUUUUUUAACCCUACUGUAAUUUUCCUUCCUCCCCUAAAAAUUAAUGCUUCUUUUUUUUUUCGAUCUCAGUUUUCUUCGAUCAACAUCAAAAAAUGGGAAAUGCAGCAAGUGGCGGAGGUGGAAAUAGUUCGAGACGAGAUUUGAAUUAUGCUGGAAAUGCGAUGGUAUUUUCGAAUGGACGAUUGGCGGCCGCUGAAACUAGUUAG